AUGGGUUUGAACUCAAGGGACAUUAAACUUCAUUUGUUGAAAGUUUUUCAUCUUUCAAUUGAAAAAAGCUAUACUUUUAUGAAAAAGUAUCCAAAAAUUUCAGGUGCUAUGUUAGUCUUCCUCAUCAUGUAUAUAUUUCUUUCUUGUAUAUACAAUUUGUUGGUUUUCUUUUCUCCAUUUAUUGUGUUUACCGCAAUUUUGAUUACGAUUUUUUGGAGUUCUGAGCAACCACUUCUAAAAUGUGUUGAGAAAAAGGAAAGUGAAAAAAUAGUUGAAGCGAAAAAUCCACCUAAUGUUUACAUGAAAGAUAGACGCGGAAUGCUUUAUAAGUAUCCAUCACAAAAUGCAACGAGUAGAAGAAGAAAUUUCACGGGAAAGAAAUUGGAUGUGUAUGGUGAUUUAGAGCAAAAAGCUAAGAAUUUAUCAGCAGUGUUUCGAAACGAAUUCACUAAAAAGAACACGGAGAUUAGAUCAGGAGUAAGAUUUCUUGACAAAGAGAUGGACCCUUAUUUUGAUUCUAAGUCUACAUCAAGAAAAGUCGAUGAUCCUCUAAAACAAACAUUACAUGCCACCAAACCCUCAAUGGAUGACCUUGUUACUUGUAACGCAAGUUAUUAUGAUUGUCAAGAGAUGAACACAGAAAAAACGGAAGAGGAGAAAAAGGCAAUAGAGGAUAGUAGUAGUGGUAACAAUAAAGGUGCGGAACAUAAAGAGGAGGAUCAAAAAAAGCUAAUGGAUCUUGGGAUUUGUGAGAUGGAAAGAAACAAAAGGUUGGAGAGUCUUAUAGCUAGAAGAAGGGCAAGAAAGCAGUUGAAUUUGGAGAUUGAGAAUGGUUUACUUGAUAUGGAAUCAAUUUCACCAAGCCAAAUUUCACCAUUGCUUAUUGCAAGAAUGGACCCUUUUGAUUCUCCGAGAUAUUUCGAGGGUAUAGAAAUGCCAGGUUCCGCUCCAUCUGCUCUGAGAAGUCCGUUUGAUAUCCCUUAUGAACCAUUCGAGGAGAAACCGAAUCUCAAAGGGGACAUUUUGGAUCAUGAACUCACAAGUGACAUGCAUUUAGAACCUAAACAUGACCUUCUUCAAGUUAGAGAGCAUAGACAACCGGGUUCAAGAGUUCGAAGGGUUUCAGGUUUGUCGAAUCAUGAAGGUCCUGAAAAGUUAAACUCCUCAGAAGGAAGUGAAAGUAAAUUACAAGCUCCUAAUCUGUCAAAUGAAGGAGACGAAACCACACACGAGGGGAAAGGAAAAUGCAAAAUUGAUAUGGUAAGUGAGGAAGUAGAUGAUAAUGAUCCAACACUAACAAAUAUUGAAGGAGUUAUAGCUUCGGCUCCUAAUCCUCAAGACGAGUUUCUUGAUUUUCCGUUAUCUACUACUAAUGUUACUAAUAUAAAUGAUUCUUUGUAUGAAUCUCUUUCAACUCCUGUCUUUAAGAGCGACGAAAACAUGUUAGUUACAAAUGGACUAAUUCGUCAUAAGCAAUCAUUGUCCUUAGCUUCUGAUUUACAAGUUGAGUUUUCUGAAAUUGGUUCGCCAACGCUCACGGUCGACGAGGGUCAUGAAGACAUGUGGGGUGCAAAUGAAAGUAGUGAUCAUGAUAAUUUAGAGCCGAACAAUUGGAGGGACGUUGGUUCUUCGUCCUAUUCAUUACAAAAUAUUGAUGAAGAAAAUGAUGGUGAAUUGAGUUUUAUGUCUCCGAGAUCUGACACACGUGAUGAUACUCCAACUUAUAUAUCGCGCAGGGAUCAUAAUCUCUUUGGUAAUGCGAGAAAAAUUAGUGUGCCGCGAUAUUCUUCGGACGUGUUAGCGCGUUGGAAGCGGUUGAUGUGGUUGAUGGAUACUCGUGUUAAUCAGUCACCACAUAAAAUGCUUCCCGACAAAGUAGAGGUAUGUAACCAGACAGAUAACUUAACAAACAAGGAACAAAUUAGCAGUGAAGUGAAUGACUCAGAAGCCACUGAGCAAGACAAUACAAAUGACUUAAGGAGCAAUGAGGAGCCUGGUGCCUCGGUUACGCAAAAAGAAGCACCUAAUGACUUAAUAAACAAGGAACAAAUUAGUAAUGAUGAGAAUGACUCAGAAGCCAACGAGCACGACAACACAAAUGACGUAAUGAGCAAUGAGAAGCCUGGGGCAUCGGUUACGCAACAAGAAACACCUAAUGACAUAAUAAACAAGGAACAAAUUAGCAAUGAUGAGAAUGACUCAGAAGCCACUGAGCAAGACAAUACAGAUGACUUAAGGAGCAAUGAGGAGCCUGGUGCCUCGGUUACGCAACAAGAAGCACCUAAUGACUUAAUAAAUAAGGAACAAAUUAGCAAUGAUGAGAAUGACUCAGAAGCCAAUGAGCACGACAACACAAAUGACUUAAUGAGCAAUGAGAAGCCUGGGGCAUCGGUUACGCGACAAGAAGCACCUAAUGACUUAAUAAACAAGGAACAAAUUAGCAAUGAUGAGAAUGACUCAGAAGCCGAUGAGCACGACAACACAAAUGACUUAAGGAGCAAUGAGAAGCCUGGGGCAUCGGUUACGCAACAAGAAGCACCUAAUGACUUAAUAAACAAGGAACAAAUUAGCAAUGAUGAGAAUGACUCCGAAGCCGAUGAGCACGACAAGACAAAUGACUUAAUGAGCAAUGAGAAGCCUGGGGCAUCGGUUAUGCGACAAGAAGCACCUAAUGACUUAACACACAAGGAACAAAUUAGCAAUGAUGUGAAUGACUCAGAAGCCACUGAGCAAGACAGCAUAAAUGAAUUAAGGAGCAAUGAAGAGCCUGGUGCAUCGGUUACGCGACAAGAAGCACCUGAUGACUUAACACACAAGGAACAAAUUAGUAAUGAUGUGAAUGACUCAGAAGCCACUGAGCAAGACAGCAUAAAUGAAUUAAGGAGCAAUGAAGAGCCUGGUGCAUCGGUUACGCGACAAGAAGCACCUGAUGAAAUCUCAAUUAUCACAACUUCACCAUCAUCAUCACUAACAUCUGUAUUGCAGAUACCACAUACGACGGUCGCAGAUCAAGAGAUACACACAGGGAUUCAACCAUCUUAUAUAGAGGAUGUGACACAAGAAACAGUAAAUGGCGAAGGUUUACUCGAUUCAAUGUCUCAAAAUAUUCAGCUUUUUGUGGACGAUUCAAAUGUCGAAUCACAUAACCGUGACUUGGAUAAUUCUCAGGAGCAAUUGAUUUCUCCAAUGGUAGAAUCAUCCUCAGAAAUUCACAUAGAGAAUGAAGGAAAAUCUCAGGCAUCAUUGACAGAAGAGGCUAGCAUGAAACCUUUUAUCAAUUUUGAAACAGUAAACACAAAUUCUGCUGAAGAUUUUGAAGAUAAACAGGAUAGCUUGAAAGAAAAUGAAGCCGAAAAUCAUAGCUCGAACGAGGAUAACUAUUUACAAAGUGAGUCAAAUCAGGUGGUUAAUGAUCAUAUAGAUAAGGAACAGUUGGACAAAGGUAACGACAUCUCUGACGAUUCUUCGCUACCAAUGGUCACUGAAGAAACUAUUAAUGCUGAUGAUACAUUAAGAGAAUCUAGUAUGAUGAACAAUAAUGAAGCGAAUGACCGAGAAUUGGACGAAAAUAAUGAAACCGUGGUUUCAUCUGAACCAGCUGGAGAAACUGAUAAGGUUAGCAAUAUAGCACACAUGAAUGAUCCUUAA
Lathyrus sativus (Indian pea) is the source of this 3648-nucleotide messenger RNA. The record is from the annotation of a GenBank genome assembly. Lineage: Eukaryota; Viridiplantae; Streptophyta; Magnoliopsida; Fabales; Fabaceae.